AUUACAGUUUUAAGACUAAAAAUUCUUUGAAUCAUGUUCUAUAAUCCCUCCAAUAGUGAAUCAUUAAUUAUGACAAAUACAAUUAAAUUUUAAAUUGUAGCGCAACAUUAAAAACAAUUGCUCUUAUUUUAUCAAAACCUGAUGAACAAAAAAAUGAACAAAAAGCUGUUUUAACUUUGUCAGAAUCAAAUUUUUCUUCUAGAAAUUAUUUUCUAUAAUCAUAUCCAGCAUCCGGAGGAAAUUUAAAAUCUUUAUAAUAUUCGCACUCAGAAAGGAAAUAUAUAUGUGUAAUCCUUGAUAAUUUCAGAAAAAUAAGAUUGUACGGGAUUCCCUUGGUAAAAUUACUGUGGGAGGAUAAAUUUUAUAAAAGAAACUCCACUAAAUUCUGUGACAGUCUGUUUUUAAGAGAUCGUUGUCUGAGCAAUUGUGAAAUAAUUUUGCUUUGUUAAAAUUUUAUUGUUCCAGUGAAAAGUUUUAGAAGUGAACAAAUAAAAACAAAAGUUUGUAAAAAUGGUUUUUCAUUGGCAAUUAUUUGGACUGGUGAUUAUCACUCUGUGCUUCGAUUUUGGAGGAACCUUCCAAACGGAUCUUCUCGGCAAUGUGCAACAAUUAACAGAUGAACUAAAUUCUCUGGUUGGUGACGAAGUAUUUAGUUACGAUGUUCUAUCGCUAAAAUUAUGUAAAAAGCAACAUCCGAAUAAUGUUUCACUGGAUCUUUCAAAUUUGGAGAUAAGGAAACUUUCAGAAACUUUUGUUUCCAGUCAACAUGUAACUUGCUUGGAUCUACAGGGCAACCAAUUUUCAGAUAGUGUCGAUUUCAACAUCUUUCAAAUGCAACCAAACCUCGAAUACUUGAAUCUAGCAAAAAACCAAUUUAAUUUACAAAAUAUUGCAGAGAUUGCUUCACAUCAAAAAAUUAAAACAUUAGUUUUAGAUAACCAAAUUGUUUCUAAUUAUUACCGUGACAAUAUUUAUAGAGAAGUGAAAACAAUUCAUUUUCGUUUACCAAAUUUAGAAAAACUUUCUUUACAACAUUUACAAGAAAUCUCAAAUUAUAAUUAUAAUUCUCAGGAAUAUGACUUCAUGCAAUAUUAUGAUUUUACUUCUACGAAUGUAACUCAUUUAUUUUUGUCCGACAGUGAAAUACACGAAAUAAAUGGGAGAUUUUUCCAAAAAUUUCCAUCAACAUUAACUCAUUUGUUUGUGGAAAGAUGUAAACUUAAUUCAUAUUCAUCACCAACAAAUCAAACAGCAUCAUUAUCUUUGCUAUCAAUGGAUGGUAAUUCAUUUUCCUGCCCAGGUGGCUAUUGCAUCAAUUUCGAAAAUCAUCCGAAUUUGAAAUAUCUUUCACUGGCAAAUUGUGAAAUAAGCACCAUUUCCUGCAACGCUUUUCUCUCCAAUCAGAAGCUCGUUUACUUGGACGUAUCAGAAAAUAAAAUUGAACAAAUUUCCGAUAAAUUAUUUCUAGACACACCAGCUUUGGAAUCACUAAAUCUGAACAACAAUAAACUGAAGAAUGUACCUAAUUUCCGUAGUUUGUCGAACUUAAAAAAAUUGUACAUCAAUAAUAAUGAAAUAGAAAAUGUCGAUCAGGAUUCUUUUAGUAAUUUAGAAAAUUUGCAAAUUUUGACAUUGAGUGGUAAUAAUAUUCAUUCUAUUGAGAGUAGUGUUUUUGAUAAUCUUUUAAAUUUAGUUGCACUCGAUCUUUCUCAAAAUCGAAUCAGGAGUUUGGAAUAUCGGCCUGCGUUUAAUCUUGAAUACUUAAUUUUGUCAGAUAAUUUAAUUUCCUCGUUAGAUAAAGUAGAAUUGAGUAACACAACAUUGAAAUAUUUGGUUCUUAUUGACAAUCCUUUAAUAUCUUUUCAACCAAAUUCGUUUAAAUUUUUAUCGGAUAAUACUACAAUUGUGCUUCGUCAUUUGAAAAAUGAAAUAAAAUUGUAAGAAGUUAAUAAAUAUUUCUAAAUAUUUGUAUUAAUUUCUAAUUAACAAUCGUUUCUAAUUAAAAAUAGUUUCUAUGUAUUAACAAUAAUUUCUAAGCAUUGAUAAUAAUUCCUAAAAUGAUCGUUAACUUCAACACUAAAUUAAUAAUUCAUAAACUUUAAUAAUAAUUUCUAAACAUUAAUGAUAAUUUCUAAACAUUAAUGAUAAAAUUGCUAAAUAAUAAAAAUAAUAAUAAAUAACGAACAUUUUUACAUUUAGAAAUAUUUAUUAUCUAUCGUAUCUAUACUGUAUUAUCUUUAUAUGAACCAAACUUUACACCAAAAGAAACAAAUAUUCUUUACUUUACAAUCAACAAAAAUAAAUAACCGACCUUUAAAUUUUUGUUUCCCAUUUUCGAAAAUUAUUUUCAUGUACUAAAAUUAUAGUAGCUUUUUAUAUUUUUGAACAUUGUUAACUGUAACCUUUUGCGCAUUAUCACUCCAAUUAUUGUACACUGAAAAUUAUUGAAAUGCUCCUUUAAAUAAAUAAACGAAAAAAUCAUCAUAAA
Messenger RNA from Leptopilina heterotoma, 2488 nucleotides. RefSeq names its product toll-like receptor 7. Lineage: Eukaryota; Metazoa; Arthropoda; Insecta; Hymenoptera; Figitidae. The transcript has a single exon. Gene Ontology annotation, cellular component: extracellular matrix. Gene Ontology annotation, molecular function: protein binding. Bases 511 to 1941 code for a protein of 476 amino acids. The record is from RefSeq and is a predicted model, not a curated record.